GAUCAGUUUGAUAACUUGGACAAGCAUACGCAGUGGGGCAUUGACUUCUUGGAGAAAUACGCAAAAUUUGUAAAAGAAAGGAUAGAGAUUGAGCAAAACUAUGCGAAACAACUGAGAAAUCUGGUUAAGAAGUACUGUCCUAAACGUUCACCCAAAGAUGAGGAACCCAGGUUUACUUCGUGUAUUGCCUUUUUUAACAUCCUUAAUGAGUUGAAUGACUAUGCAGGACAACGAGAAGUAGUUGCAGAAGAAAUGGGACACAGAGUGUAUGGAGAAUUGAUGAGAUAUUCUCAUGAUCUAAAAACUGAGAGAAAAAUGCAUCUUCAAGAAGGACGAAAGGCUCAACAGUAUUUGGACAUGUGCUGGAAACAGAUGGAUAAUAGCAAAAAGAAAUUUGAGAGAGAAUGCAGAGAGGCAGAGAAGGCCCAGCAGAGCUACGAAAGACUGGACAAUGACACUAACGCGACAAAGGCUGAUGUUGAGAAGGCUAAGCAACAGUUAAACCUGCGCACGCACAUGGCUGAUGAAAACAAGAAUGAAUAUGCUGCACAACUACAGAAUUUUAAUGGAGAACAGCACAAACACUACUACAUUGUCAUCCCUCAGAUUUAUAAGCAACUUCAAGAAAUGGAUGAAAGAAGGACUGUCAAACUCAGUGAAUGUUACAAAGGCUUUGCUGACUCUGAGCGCAAGGUUAUUCCAAUUAUCUCUAAAUGUUUAGAAGGGAUGAUCCUUGCAGCAAAAUCGGUUGAUGAACAUAGAGACUCUCAACUAGUGAUAGACUGCUUCAAAUCCGGUUUUGAACCUCCUGGAGAUUUUCCAUUUGAAGAUUACAGUCAGAAUAUUUACAGAACUAUCUCUGAUGGAACCAUCAGUACACCAAAGCAGGAAGGAAUGAGAAUUGAUUCAAAAACUACAGUGGGCAAGGCUAAAGGAAAGCUGUGGCUAUUUGGAAAGAAGCCAAAGGGCCCUGCACUAGAAGACUUCAGCCAUCUCCCUCCAGAACAAAGACGCAAGAAACUGCAACAGAGAAUCGAUGAACUCAACAGAGAACUACAGAAGGAAACAGACCAGAAAGAUGCCCUCAUCAAGAUGAAGGAUGUUUAUGAAAAAAAUCCCCAGAUGGGUGAUCCAGGCAGUUUGCAACCAAAAUUAACUGAGACUAUGAGCAACAUGGACCGUCUUCGGAUGGAAAUACACAAGAAUGAGGCCUGGCUCUCUGAAGUUGAAGGUAAAGUAGCAGCCAGAAGCGACAGGCGGCACAGCAGUGAUAUCAACCACCUUGUAACACAGGGCAGAGAGAGCCCUGAAGGGAGUUACACAGAUGACGCAAAUCAGGAAGUUCGAGGCCCGCCACAGCAACAUGCACAUCCCAACGAGUUUGAUGAUGAGUUUGAAGAUGAUGAUCCAUUACCAGCUAUAGGACAUUGCAAGGCAAUAUAUCCAUUUGAUGGUCAUAAUGAAGGCACUCUAGCAAUGAAAGAAGGGGAAAUUUUGUACAUUAUUGAGGAGGACAAAGGAGAUGGGUGGACAAGAGCUCGAAGACAUAAUGGAGAGGAAGGCUAUGUGCCAACAUCAUAUAUAGAUGUAACGCUAGAGAAAAACAGCAAAGGUUCCUGAAGCGGGUUUCUGAGAAAAUGGGCGAGAUCUUGAAGGAGGUUACAUGCAGCUGCUGGGGGGGGGGAGGGGGGGGGGGGUACUAGACUGGGAGGCCCAAGGGGAAAAGCUAGUUGCAUGAAUGCAUGCAGACAUACAUUUAGUCACUAACAUCUUAGCAUCUCCAUACAUAGGUAAGGUGUAUUACAAAUUCAAUCUGUGCAGGAAAAUAGUUUUAUUACCAGAGUAGAAAGGAUACUGCUUCUAAAAUUGCUUUAUUUUCAUUGUCCUAGGUUGUCCCUGACGCACAAACUAUAUUUUAGCUUGUGCCAUGUUUUGGUUAUCUCAAUUAAGCUCUUUUCCAACUAAUUUUAAUUGGCAGUCAUUUAGAACCAUAUGUCAGUUAUCAGUCUGCCUGUGCCACCUCCAUGCUCGCCGUUAACCUCCUCCUGCAUGCCUAGGACAGUCAGGCAUGUCUGCAUAACACUUUGCCAUCAUUGCUUGUCUUAUGUUGUAACAAAUAAUUUUGUUUAAAUAUCUUCAGCACUAGAGUUUCAUCCCAGUAUCCAUGUAUGCUGCUAUAACUAUACCACUGCAAUCAUCAUUACAUUCCAGUUUUUGGCAUAACUGAUAAGAGAUCAUAAUGUAUUUCUGUUGAUUUGGGGAAAUUAUACAUCUCAGCUCUAGCCUACAAUGCAAUCAAGAGAAACUCCUAGAACUGUGGUCCAUCUUCAGCACUCCAGUAACCUGUUGUGAGCACGGAAAACCUAGAACAGCACCAGAGAGAUUCACCACUGCAAGCUAAUGACUGUUCUCGGAAGUCAACCACUUGCCAUUCAAAUGCUGCCUUAAACUAGAGUGCCUAAAUCUGUUGUUUGCCAACACUACCACUUACAGUAUCCCACAAAGGGCUUUGUGUCUCAGCUCUUCUCACAGUGCUGCAGCUGCUGAGGUAGCCACGGUAGGUGUUUUCUAGAGCUCUACUGGAUACAUGGUGCAUCAUGAAUUUUAUACAUUGAAGCGUGUAUCUCUUCAUUUGACUUAGAUAUUUUUUAAAAAUAUUUUUAUGGAAACUGUCUUUUAGUUUUUCACUAUGAAGUUCCAAUUUUAAUUACUGCAGUGCUAGUCCAUUUCCAGGUGAUGCUUCAUUGUAUGGACCAGUUGAAAUUUGAGUGAUACUUCGUAAUGAUCUAUGUGCACUUUUACUUGUAAACAAUUGAAAUUUGGAUAUGUUUAUACGUGUAAAUAUAGUUGUCUGCAGUGCCCCUAUUGCUUAUGUUGUCUUGGCUCCCAUGUGUGGUUCUAUUAAUACAUACAUCAUAUCUGAUUUAUUAGGGUGAUAAGAAUUAGACUAGAGAUGUUGAGGGGAGGGAUACUUGUAUCAAAGCAAGCUUGUCAACCCAGCCACCUGCUGUUUGGGGAAAUGAAAUAAUCAAAACAUCCUGGUUUUCUGGGGUCUGAAGCAAUAUUUGGAUGCAGCAGUGCUGGAUUCUUUUUAAUUUCAGUGUUACUAGAACAGUACUACCCGUAAAACUGAAUCUGAGUGACUUGUGUAGAGGUUUAUUCCUUUUGUUAUGUAUACCACUAUUACACAGCUUGACCUAGUGUAUUAUGGGGGCUAUUACACUCUAAAGUUUAGACUUUUUGGAGCUUGUAUACAGGGUUAUUUAUAUAAUAAUGUGACAUUACUCAAUACUGACAAAACUACUUAGGUAGUUUUUUGGGUUUGGGGUUUUUUGGGGGGUUUGUUGGGUGGGGUGUGGUUGGGGUUUUUGUUUUGUUUU
Molecule: messenger RNA, 3380 nt
Organism: Antrostomus carolinensis (chuck-will's-widow)
Lineage: Eukaryota; Metazoa; Chordata; Aves; Caprimulgiformes; Caprimulgidae
Gene: FNBP1L
Product: formin binding protein 1 like
Exons: 14
Biological process (GO): signal transduction
Molecular function (GO): protein binding
Source: RefSeq, a predicted model, not a curated record